GCCAGCAGGAAGAGGACUCAGUGAGCAGUCAGCCAGCCAGCCAGCAAGCCAGAGAGGACGAGAGAGACGCCAAGCUUGGGAGGCAGCAGGAGGCCCCCUCCCCAGCUGGCCACCAUGGGCCGCUGGGGCAUGCUGCUGCUUCUGCUGCUGCUCCUGACUGGCAGCUCCUCCCAAGAGGAAGGGGCAGAAAACCAGACCCCAAGCUGUCCCAAAGACGCCACCCGCUUCAAGCACCUCAGGAAAUAUGUAUACAACUAUGAAGCCGAGAGUGCCAACAGCGUGGCUGGCACUGCAGACUCAUACAGUGCCACCAGAAUCAACUGCAAGGUGGAGCUGGAGGUCCCGCAGUUGUGCAGCUUCAUCCUGAAGAUGAGCCAGUGCACCCUGAAGGAGGUCUACGGCUUCGACCCAGAUGGCAAAGCUCUGCUGAGGAAAACCAAGAACUCGGACAGAUUCGCCGCUGCUAUGUCCAGGUAUGAACUCCGGCUCAGCAUACCGGAUGGGAAGCAGGUGUUCCUGUACCCCGAGAUGGAGGAGCCUGUGCACAUCCUCAACAUCAAGAGAGGCGUCGUCUCUGCGCUGCUGGUGCCCACAGACACGGAGGAGGACAAACGGGUGCUCUCCCUGGACACCGUGUACGGGAAUUGUUCCAGUGACAUCACAGUCCGGACAAGGAAAGGAAAUGUUGCAACGGAAAUAUUGAUUGACAGAAACCUGGAAAAGUGUGAUGGAUUCAAGCCCGUCAGCAAGGCUGCUAGUCCAAUCGCCAUCAUCAGGGGCCUGGGUGGCCCCUUGUCAAAGCUGCUCAACAGUCGGCAGGAGUGCGUGUACACUCUGGACCCUCGGAGGAAGCACGUGGCGGAGGCCUUCUGCAGGGAGCAGCAUCUCUUUCUGCCCUUCUCCUACAAGAAUCAGUACGGCAUGGUGGCCCACAUCACCCAGACUCUGAAACUGGAAGACACCCCCAAGAUCAACAGCCGCUUCUUUGAUGAAGAUGCUCUUCAAAAGAGAGGCCUGGCCUUGGAGAGCGUGGAGACCACGGCCCCUGCCAAGGAGGGCGGGGACAUGGUUCUGAAGACCCUCCAGGAGCUGCAGAAACCAACAGCCUUGGGGCAGAACGAACACCGGGCUAAGCUCUUCAACAGACUGGUCGCUGGCCUGAGAGGCCUCAACGAGGAGGCCAUGACGUCGCUUCUGCCCAAGCUUCUGGAAACCUCCAGACCCCUAAGCCUGCAGGCCCUGGUGCAGUGUGGGCAGCCCCAGUGCUACUCCCACAUCCUGCGCUGGCUGAAAACCGAGAAAGCUGACCCCAUGCUGAUCGACGCUGCCUCCUAUGUCAUGGCCCUGAUGCCCAACCCCUCUGCCCAGGCACUUCAGGAGAUCUUCAAGGUGGUCCAGGAACGGCCAAGCCGCAUCACUCUCUAUGCCCUGAGCCACAUGGUGAACAAAUUCCAUCCCCAAACCCCAUCGGUGUCACAGGAGCUGAAGAAGGUUGCUGACUACCUGAUUUCGCGGCUCGGGGAUGAGUGUGUGGGCAAUGAGGAGGACAUUUACCUUACCCUCAGGGUCAUCGGCAACAUGGGCAGAACCCUGGAGGAGGUGAGCCUGCAGCUCAAGGCUCACCUUCUGAAAUGCAUCCAGAGCCCAACGCCGUCCCUGGCAGUGCAGAAAGCUGCCAUCCAGGCCCUCCGGAAGAUGGAGCUGAGUGAGGAGGUGCAGAGCGUCCUUCUCCAGACCUUCUUGGACAGCGCCUCCCCCGAAGAGAAGAGGUUGGCCGCCUACCUCCUGCUGAUGAGGCAGCCGGCCCGCCAGGGUCUCCGCCAAGUAAUCGGCGCUCUGCAGACCGAGAAGAGCGAGCAAGUGAGGAGCUUCGUGGCCUCUCACCUCGCCAACAUCUUGGUCUCCGAGGAUGUGAGCGUACAAGACCUCAGAAGCCAAGUGGAAGAUGCUCUUCAAGGUACCCAGCUCCCGACAGCCAUGGACUUCAGGAGGUUUUCUCAGAACUAUCAGCUCUCCAAGGCUUUUUCUAUCCCCAAUUUAAGCCCCUUCUCAGCCAAGGUGGAAGGGAACCUUCUGUUUGACCCCCACAACUACCUUCCUAAGGAGACCAUGCUGAAGACCACCCUCUCCAUCUUUGGCUUCCAUCCCGCCGACCUCUUUGAGAUCGGCUUGGAGGGGAAGGGCUAUGAGCCGGCCUUAGAGGCCCUCUUUGGAAAGCAGGGCUUCUUCCCAGACAGCGCCAGCAAGGCCUUGUACUGGGUGGAUGGUCGAGUUCCUGCCCCCGUCUCCAAGGUCUUAGUGGACCACUUUGGCUACACCAAGGAAGAGAAGAGGGACCAGGACAUGGUGAACGGGCUUAUGCUCAGUUUCCAGAAGCUCAUCAAGGACUUGGGGUCCAGGGAGGCCCCUGAGGCCCAGGCCUAUCUGCGCAUUCUGGGUGAGGAGCUGGGCUACGUCAGACUAGAGGACCUCAGGGUCCUGGGCAUGAUGCUGCUGAGGACAGUGAAGUCCCUGCGGGGCCUUCCUCAGACGAUUACAGAGGCCCUCACCAAGGGCUCCUCGAGCGACCUCUUUGUUCACUAUAUCUUCAUGGACAACACCAUUGAACUGCCCACGGGAGUUGGGCUGCCUCUCCAGCUGUCCACGUCUGGCCUGGUCACCCCUGGACUCAAGGCCGGGAUGAAGCUCCAUGUGGCUAAUAUGCAGGCAGAGCUAGUGGCCAAACCCUCCUUGUCUGUGGAGUUUGCCACCCACCUAGGGGUCACUGUCCCAGACUUUGCCUGGAGUGGCGUCCAGAUGAAUUCCAACCUCUACCACGAGUCUGGCGUGGAGGCCCGGCUGGCUCUGACCAAGGGCCGACUGAAGUUGGCCAUCCCUGCUCCCAAGGGCCCAGUCAAGCUCUUCAAAGCCAGUAACACCCUCCACCUAGUCUCUACCACCGCGUACUCCAAGGUGAUCCCGCCCUUGAUCGAGAACAGGAAGGCCUGGUCAGACUGCAAGCCGCUCUUCAGGGGCCUCAAUUACUGCUCCACCCUGACUUACUCCAACGCCAGCUCCACUGAGGCCGCCCCCUACUACCCACUCACCGGGGACACCAGGUUUGAACUGGAGCUCCAACCUACUGGGGAAGUAGAGGAAUACACUGCCAGCGUGCACUACGAGCUUCAGGGGGAUGGCAGGGACUCGGUGGAUCAGCUGCGCUUCUCUGUCCAGGCAGCACCAACACCCAGCGAGGCCACGCUGACCUUCAAAUACCACCGAAGCCGUAUGGACUUGACCAGCGAACUCCAGGUGCCAGACUUGGGAGUGGACCUUGGUACCAGCCUGAGAAUCCGUGACCAGUCAGACGAGGAGAAUGCGUUCUACAGCCUCACCUUGGACGUUCAGAACAGGAAGACCACAGAAGUGACCCUUACCGGCCACAUCAGGUGUGACCGCAAGGAGCAGGGCACGAUGGGCGUCGUGCUCUCGGUGCCCUUCCUGCAGGCUGAGGCCAGGAGUGAGACCUUCAUCCACCGCUCAGCCAAGAAACUUCUGCUUCAGAUGGACAGCUCAGCGACCGCCCACGGCAUGACGGUGUCCAAGAGGAUGGCGUGGCGCCAUGAUGACAAGAAGCUUGAGUUUGAGUGGAACAUGGGCACCAACACGGAGACCAGGAAGCUGACAUCCAGACUCCUCGCGGAGGCCUCCCGUUAUGGAGGGAGCUUGCACCAGUACUCACAGGACUGGCUGGACCGCAAGGUCGCCCACACAGACAUGACAGUCCGCCACAUGGGCUCCAAAUUAAUAGCGGCGACCAACACGUGGCUUCAGAAGGCAUCCCAGGGGCUUCUUUACACCGAGACCCUGCAGAGGAAGCUCCGAGACCUCCAGGAAUGGGAAAUCCCAGAACUCCAGUUCCCUGAGCACCUGUUCCUGAAAAGUGACGGCCGGGUCAGGUACACACUGAACAAGAAUCACGUGGAGCUGGAGAUUCCUUUGCUUUUCGGUGGGAAGUCCCUGGAGCAGCUUCAGCUGGGCCGGGUGAUCCGGACACCAGCUCUGGAUCUCCAGGCCAUCGGGCUGCAGUGGCCCGCACGAGAGUUCCACCUCCCGCCACUGGCCAUCCCCAGGUCCUACCCCCUGCAGGUGCCCCUCCUCGGAGUCCUUGAGCUCUCCACCAACGUCUACAGCAACCUCUACAACUGGUCGGCUUCCUACACCGGCGGAAACACCACUGCCGCCACGGCUGAGCACGUCAGCUUCCAGUCCCGCUACCACAUGAAAGCCGACUCGGCCCUCGACCUUUUCUCCUAUAGCCUGCAAGGAUCUGGGGAAACAACUUAUGACCAUAGGAAUACAUUUACUUUAUCCUGUGAUGGAUCUCUGCACCACAAGUUUCUGGAUUCAAAUAUCAAGCUCAGCCACGUAGAAAAAUUUGGAAAUAAUCCGGCUUCCAAAGGUUUCCUAACAUUUGAUGCUUCCAGUGACUUGGGGCCACAGGUGGCCUUUUCAGUCCACAUAGAUUCAAAGAAGAAGUUGCAUUUGUACGUCAAAGAGAUCAAAGCAGACGGUCAGCUCACAGCUCUUUCCUUCUACACUAAGAGCACAUAUGCCCUGUCCUACCAGAGAGAUGUCAGCACAGGCCACAUCACUGGAGAGUCCAAUCUGAGGUUGGACUCCUCCGUCUUCCAGGCCACCAACCAGGUGACGGGCAGGUAUGGGGACGGAAGUCUCUCUGUCACCUCUGCCUCCAGCCUACAAGACGGCACUGUAAAAAACACCGCUUCCUUGACGUACGAAAAUAGCCAACUGACUCUGAAAUCAGACACCACCGGAAAGUACUCUGACCUUGCAGCUGCCCACAAGCUGGACCUGACUUUGGCGCGGCAGAGCGCUCUGCUCCGAUCAGAGUACCGGGUUGAUUUCCAGACCCUGAAGGUCUUCACCCUGCUCUCAGGCUCCCUCAGUUCCCGUGGCCUAGAAUUAAAUGCUGAUCUCCUGGGCACAGAUCAAAGUAGCAGCGGAGCCCACAAAGCGACUCUAAGGAUUGGGCAGGAUGGCGUGUCAACCAGUGCUACCACCAAUCUGAAGGUCCUUCCACUGAUGCUCGAGAGUGAGUUUAAUGCUGCCCUGGGACCUCUGGGAGCCUCCUUGAAAGCGAUGACUAACGCACGCUACCGGGAACACAGUGCAAAGUGCUCUCUGGACGGGAAGAUGGCCCUCACAGAGGUAGCCCUGGGAAGUGUGUACCAGGCCACGUUUCUGGGCAUGGACAGCAAAAACAUCUUCAACUUCAGGCUUAACAAAGAGGGGCUGAUGUUGUCCAAUGACAUGAUGGGCUCCUAUAAGGAGACCAAGCUGGAGCACGUUAAUAGCCUGGCCAUUGCCGGGUGGACCUUGGACUUCACCUCAAAGAUGGAUAACUUGUUGAGCCCGGGCAAACUCUAUCAGCACAGUUUUAAUCUCCAGCUUCAGCCUUAUUUCCUCACAGCUACCCUGAACAACAACCUCAAGUAUAAUGCCCUGGAUCUCGCCAACACGGGCAAGUUGAGGCUAGAACCACUAAAGCUAAGUCUGGGGGGUAACGUGAAGGGCACCUUUGGCAAUGAGGAAAUCAAACACAUCUACACCCUGACGUAUGCUGACUUGUCCGCGAGUUACAAAACGGACACCCUGGGCAAGGUGCGGGGCGCAGAGCUGACUCACCGGGUCAGCGCCAACCUCGCCGGGCUGGCUUCUUCCAUCAACGUCCACACCACCUACAACUCAGAGUCCCUGCAUUUCAGCAACGUCUUCCACACCAUGAUGGAGCCAUUCAAGCUGGCCAUGGAUGUGCACACCACAGGCAAUGGGCGCCUGAUCCUGGGUGGAGAGCACACGGGUCAGCUCUACAGCAAAUUCCUGCUGAAAGCAGAGCCUCUGGCCCUCACCUUCUCCCAUGAUUACAAAGCAUCAUCAGGCCACCAGCUCCGCUCCCGGAGGAGCAUCGAGACCAUGCUGGAUCACCAGGUCAGCGCCCUGGUCACUCCGGCUGAGCAGUCCAGCACCUGGAAGAUCAAGGCCCUGGCCAACAAAAAUGUGUAUAACCAUGAGCUCCAGACCUACAACACCAAGGACAGAGUGGGCAUGGAGCUCAGGGCAGGGGCUGUUGCUGACCUCGCUGUGCUUGACUCACCCAUGGAGCUGCCAUAUUUGUUCAACGAGCCCAUUAAUGUCAUCGAUGCGUUUGACCUGAGGGCUGGCGUUGGCAAGCCUCAGGAAUUCAGUCUCACUGGUACCAUCAGGUAUGAUAAGAACCUGGACAUUCAUGUGAUCAACCUUCCGUUCUUGGAGAGCCUGCCUGCUUAUUUUGAGAAGGUGCGAGGAGCCAUCCUAGCCACCCUCCAGAGCCUCCAGCAGUACCUGAAAAGCAUCAACAUUGACCACUACGUGAAGCACUACCGAGCGGCCUUAGACAAGCUCCCACAGCUGGCUAAUGACUUUCUCCGAAACUUUAAUUUUGAAGGACAUGUUAUAAAUGCAAAAGAGAAACUAAUCGCUUUUAUGGAAAAUUAUAAGAUAACAGUCGAUGAUCUGCAAAUUUCCUUAGAUAAUGCCAAAAUCAGGCUCAAUGAAAUCACAUCUCAGUCUCACACUUACUUGAUACAAUUUGAUCAGUAUAUUCAAGAUAAUUAUGACCUACAUAAAUUAAAAGAAUUUAUUGUAGAACUAAUCGAUGCAAAAGUGAAAGAAUUAAAGGUUUUGGAGGACAAGUAUCAAAUCUGUUCUCGUGUGAUGAUAUUAAUCCAAAGUGUGUAUGAAUUUGUUGAAAAAAUCAAUGUAAAUAAAGUCCAUGCCAUAGUCUGGACUCGAGCUCAAGUCCUUGAGAAGCUGCAGCAGCUAAAACAGCAGCUUCAGAAUUUUGAUUUCCAGGCCUGGGCUGAUUGGCUCAAAGGGCAAGUAGAGACCAUUGAUGUCAGAGUGUACAUGGAGUUCCUGAGAACGUCACUGCCAAUCCAAGAACUAAACAGGGUUAUUGAGUAUAUCAAAGAGAUUGUCAUGAAUCUGUUAGAAGAUUAUGAGGUGACUGAAAAGAUCAAUGCUUUUAGAGCUAAAAUCCAUGGGCUGGCUCGCAAGCAUGAGCUACACAAACGUGCCCAGGUCCUAAUGGAUAAGUUAGUCCAAUUAGCCAACCAAUACAAGCUGAAAGAAACCACUCAGAAACUGACCAACGCCCUGAAAAAAGUCGACAUCAAAGCCUACUUUGAGAAACUGCAGACUCUGGUUGAUAAGGCUGUCAAGAAAGCACAGAUGGUGAAAUUUGAGCAACUGAUUGUUGAAGUGAACAAAUUCCUCGACCUCUUGGUACAGACCCUGCGGUCUUUUGACUACAACCAGUUUGUGGAUGAAGCCAACAAGAUAAUCCAUGAGCUGAUCCAGAAAAUCAACAAGGAGAUCCGGGCUCUGGAGCUUCCACAGAAAAUCGAGGCUGCCAAAUUGUAUGCAGCAGAGGUCAGAGCCACCCUCUCAGACUACCUGGAGAAGAUCAAAGACACACGGCUCACAGUGAUCUCCGACUGGCUCUGGGAUGUUCUGAGCUCCACUUCUGGAGCUGACAUCAAAGGGAGGCUUCAGGAAAUCCUUGAAGACACACGAGACCGACUCUACAAACUGGACAUUCAGAAGGAAAUCCAACAACGCCUGCAAACCCUCAGCCAGGUUUACAGCACCCUCGUCACCUACGUCGUGGACUGGUGGAUGCUGGCUGCCAAGGAGCUAACCGACUUUGCUGAGCAGUACCACAUCAAAGAUUGGGCCGAGAAUGUGAAAAGCCUGGUAGAGCGAGGCUUCACUGUCCCUGAGAUCAGAACGGCCCUCGGCACACUGCCUGCCUUCGAGGUGAGCCUGAGAGCUCUCCAAGAAGCCACCUUCCAGACUCCCGAUUUCAUCGUCCCCCUGACAGACUUACGCAUCCCUUCUGUUCAGAUCAACAUGAAGAAAUUGAAAGACAUCAGGGUUCCAUCACGCUUUACCACUCCAGAAUUUUCCAUCCUCAACACCUUUGUGGUUCCGUCCUUUACAAUUGACCUCAUAGAAAUCAAACUCAGGAUCAUUAGGACCAUUGACCAGAUGCUGUCCAGCGAAUUCCGGUGGCCCCUGCCAGAAAUCUCUCUACAGGAUUUGAAGGUGAAAGACACACUUCUUGCCGCACUCACCCUACCAGACUUCCAUCUCCCAGAGGUGACCAUCCCAGAAAUUGUGAUUCCAAAGCUAAGCCUAAAUGAAUUUCAGGUUCCUGAUAUUCAGAUCCCAGAAUUUCAACUUCCCCAUAUCCCCCACACAGUCACAAUCCCAACCUUUGGCAAAAUGUCUGCUGCUUUGAAAAUCACAUCUCCUUUUUUCACCCUGGUUGCCAGUGGGGGCAUUGAGAACACAACAACCUCAGCAAGGAGCCCGGAGAUUGUGGCCUCCAUGACUGCUGAAGGACAAUCCACAACGGACCUCCUGGAUUUCACUCUUCAAGCUGAUGCACACCUCUCGGCCCCUGAAAUGGAAAGGCUGGUUUUGAAGGAGUCUCUAAAGUUAUCCAGCAAAUACCUGAAGGCAGAGCAUGACAGCGAGAUGCUGUUUUUGGCAACCUCCAUCCUUGGCAAGGCGAACACUCUGGCCGGGAUCUACACAGACAAGAAUACCCUGGAGCUGGGCAACAGCUUGUCCCUCAAGCUACAGAAGCAAGUGACCUUUGAGAGUAACACAAAAUAUUCUCACAAACUGAACCUUCCUCAAGCAGACUUCUCAAGCCAGAUGGACCUGCGCCAUGAGCUGGGGACGCUGCUGGAAGCAGGGCAUGUAGCAGUGACUUCCACGGGAGUGGGGUCAUGGAAAUGGGCCUGCCCCCACUUCUCAGAUGAGGGGAUGCACGAGUCCAUCCUCAGGUUCACUGUGGAAGGGCCACUGGCUUCACUGGACGUGUCCAAUAAGAUCAACAGCAAACAUGUAAAAGUGACCCAAAAACUGGCCUCGGAAUCUGGCUUUCUCAAUUUCGCCAAAUUUGAAAUCCAGUCUGAAGUGGAGUCCCAGCACAUGGGCCAUAGUGUGCUCACUGCUCGAGGCUCAGGGCUGCUGGGAGAGAUGAAGGGAGAGCUCAUGGGCACCCACGAGGCUCGCUUGAAUGGAAGAGUGACUGGGACCUUGAAGAACUCCCUGUCCCUUUUGGCUCAGCCUUUCGAGCUCGGUGCAGAAGUGAAUAAUGAAGGCAACGUGAAGGUGAGCUUUCCUUUGAAGCUGACUGGAAAGAUAGAUUUCCUCAACAACUAUGCUCUGGCCCUGAGCUGUGACAUCCAGCGCAUCGGUUGGCAGUCGGGCGCCAGGUUCAAUCAGUACAGAUACAGCCAGAACUUCUCUGCAGGAAACAGUGAGAACAGCCUUGAAGCUCAUCUGAGCAUGAAUGGGGAAGCCAACCUGGACUUCUUAAACAUCCCGCUCACAGUUCCUGAAAUGACUCUGCCUUAUACCUCGCUCACAACUCCCCCCCUGAGAGACUUCUCCUUGUGGGAGAGGACGGGCUUGAAAGACUUCCUGAAGACCACCAAGCAAUCCUUUGAUCUGGAUGUGAAUGUUCAGUACAAGAAGAACAAGGACAGGUACACCAUCCCGUUCCCCCUCGGAGCUAUUUAUGACGCCCUUAGUCCAAACGUGGGAGCUGUCCAUCAGCACUUUGAGAAAGGCAGGGACAAGGCAUUCGAUUUCCUCACCAAGUCAUAUGAUGAGGCAAAGGUCAGGUUUGAAAAGUACAAAGUGGAAGCCUCUCUGGACAAGCUCCCGAGGACCAUGAGCAUUCCAGACUACUCUAUCCCAAUGCUCAACAUCUACGUCUCUCCGUUCAAAGCAGAGAUGCCGGCAUUUGGCUACUUGAUGCCCAAGGAGAUGAGCACCCCUGGCUUCACUGUCCCUGGCAUUGGCUUCUCCUUGCCAUCAUACACCUUUGUCCUGCCAUCCCUUGAAUUUUCAGUCCUUCACGUGCCCAGGAGUCUCCAGAAGCUCACCCUCCCAGGCUUUGAUAUUCUUCGGCCAUCAGACCACAUCCCAAUCCCAGCCAUGGGCAACUUCACCUAUGACUUUUCCUUCAAGUCAAGUGUCAUCACACUGAACACCAAUGUGGGCCUGUACAAUCAGUCAGAUAUUGUGGCUCAUUUCAGGUCAUCCUCCUUCUCCGUCAUUGAUGCUUUACAGUAUAAGUUGGAUGGGACCACUAGUUUGACCAGAAAGAGGGGUCUGAAGCUCGCCACGGCUCUCUCCCUAAAUAACAAAUUUGUGGAAGGGAAUCAUGACAGCACCUUCAGCCUGACCAAGAGGAACAUGGAGACCUCUGUGACCACCGUGGCCAAAGUGCAGUGCCCAGUGCUGAAAGCCAAUCUCCAGCAGACGCUCACUGGGAACAUGAAGCCAAAGCCCACCAUCUCUUCCUCCAUCAAGCUCAAGUAUGACUUCACCUCUUCCCGGCUGCAGAGCAGCGCCAAAGGGGCCGUGGACCACAAGCUCACCUUAGAAAGCUUUACAUCAGAAAGCCUCCCCCCUUACUUGUCCAUUGAGACAGACACCAAAGGCAGUAUCAGCGGCUCGGUCCUUUCCCAAAAGUAUUCUGCGGCCAUCUCCAGUGAGGCCAACUCCUACUUGGACAUCAAGAGCACACGCUCUUCAGUGAAGCUCGAAGGGACAUCCAAAGUGGACGGCAUCUGGAACGUGGAGGCAAAGGAAAACUUUGCUGGGGAGGCUUCUGUUGGGCACAUCUACACUGUCUGGGAACAUAAUGGGAAAAACUAUUUACAGCUGGGGAGAGGGCUUUCCACCCAUGGAGAGCAGAAUUACCGGGUGACGUUAGAGCUGGCUCCUUGGACUGUGUCCAGCAUGAUUCAAGUUCAUGCCAGCCAGCCCAGCACUCUCUUCAAUAAGGCCUCUGUCGGCCAGGUGGUAAGCCUGACUGCCAGCCCCAAGGACCAGCGGGCCAGCUGGAAAGGAGAGGGCCACCUUGAGACCGUGUCCCUCACUCACAACAUGCAGCUGCUUAAUGACCCAGCUGAAAUCCGCCUGGAGGCAGCCAGCUCUUUAGAAGGCUCCCUGUCCUUCCUCAAAGACACCCUCCUGCCCGUUUAUGACACCAGUCUGUGGGACAUCCUAAAGCUGGACGUGACCACCAGUGCUGACAGGAGACAGUCCCUCCACAUUUCCAGCGCCCUUGUUUAUACUAAGAGCCACACUGGCUACUGGUUUUCCAUCCCUGUGAAAGAAAUGGCCGAUGAAUUCAUCAUCUCUGGACCAGAAUGGAAGCCUUGGGUCACUCUGUCCUCCAGCCCAGAGAGUGGUUCCAUAAGAUUAGCCAAGAAGACCAGCAUGGCUCCCUUCACCCUCAGUUUACCAUCGCUGCCCCAACUAAAAUUCCCCAGAGUCGAAGUGUCCACAGAAUACUCGACAGCAGAAGGGUCCGCACUCCCCUUCUUUGCGGUGACUGUGCCUGAGUUCCAGCUCACCCUGUCUCCCUUCACUCUUCCCAAAAAGCUGCCCCUCGCUGGGGCCAUCUUUGAUCUGAAUGAGGCGGCUAACAAAAUUGCAGACUUUGACCUGCCGAGCAUCACUGUGUCUGAGCAGAACAUCAGGGUCCCGACUCUGACUUUCUGGCUGCCCACCGGGAUCUUUGUGCCUUCCUUCGGAGCACUGGCAGGAGACUUCCGAGUGGCAUCCCCAAUCUACAACACCACCUGGAGCUCCAACCUGAAGAGAAAAGAAGACCACGUGGAGAUGACUCUCGAGGCCACGUGCAGCAGCACGGUGCAGCCCCUGGAGUAUGACCUCAGCUAUGGGGCCACAUAUACCUUUGAAGAUGGUGUCUUGGUGGGGAAGAAGGGCACGUUCUCCCACAGGGAACUAAGUGCUGAAUAUAAAGGAAAUGUCAGGGUUCGAGGCCUUGAAAUUUUGGAGGCAACCGUGAUCCUCCAAGUCACCAGCCCCACGUUCACCAACGUCCUCAUAAGCUGCCAGGUAGAUGAAAGCAGCUCAUCCCUGACAGUCUCCUCUCCAGCCAUCGGCACCCUGGGCCUGGACAUUCACGAUAACCCCGUUGUUCUCCAGUGGAAGCUGUACUACCGUCCCAAGGUCUCCCCUGAAAGGAAGCUGGACCUGGCAGGGCUCGAGCUGUCCCAUCAUGACCCUGACUUCCUUCAUCUCACUGUGGACUGGAACGAGGAGACAGCAUCCGAGCUGGGGCAGAGCCUCACAGCCGCCUUGCCCCAGGCAGCAGAGACGGUCUACGCCUACCUGGACAGAUGCCACCGGGAGCAGACGGGCCUGGACAUCAGCAGCACCUCCGCCAAGCUGAGGAGGCUCCUCGAGAAGCGAGUGGACGAAGCCUAUCACGGGGUCCUGAACCAGAUAGAUGAGGCAGCUGUGCGGCUGCGCCGAGCAGCCAGGGAGACAGCCAGCACUUACCAAGAGUGGGAGGCCGGCGCCCAGCGCCUCUACCAGGCAGAACAGGCCAGCUUCCAGGAUCUCAAGAACAAGGGCUUCGAUGGGGCCUUGGGGGUGACACAGGACUAUCGCAAGAAAGCCCUACUCCUGAUGGACUCAGGCAUUGAGCUUCUGAAGGUCAGCCGCUUCCAGCUGCCCGGACAGGCAGACGGGUUCACGGGCGACGAGCUCUGCUCCGCCGUCCUGCGUGAAGCCACCAAGGCCUUGUCCCGGGCUUAUUCCAGAGUCCACCAAGCCUUAGAAGCUCUGCUCGCCUACGUCAAAGAUCUGGAUGAGAAUGCCGCCUUCCCAGACCUCCGCCAGGGGCUCGCCCAGCUGGGAGAGGGGCUCAGGGGCUUUUCUGAGAACAUCCAACGCAAAUUGGACGGGCUUCAGGCAGCCCGAUUUUCAGACAUUCUGAUUUCUCUGCAGUCAUUGACUGGCCGUGUCUUCCAACAGGUAGAAGAAAGUCUUCAAGCCUUGAAGGAGAAGACAUUUGUUUCCCUCAAAAAUGAAUUCCUGGACAAGGUCCGCCUCAUUUCCGAUCUCACCCCACAGGUAUUUACCUACCUGAGAGAACAUCUUAAGCACCUGCAGUCCUUUGUGCAGACCCAAUUUCAGGAGAUUUCUAGAAAACUAAGCCAGCUCCAUGACUAUGUCAAGACUCUUCGGGAAGAAUAUUUUGACCCAAACGUCAUUGGCUGGACGGUGAAAUACUAUGAAAUUGAAGACCGGUUCAUCGACUUGGCCAGAAGAAUCAUUGACGCCCUAAAGGAAUUCCAAUCUCAAGCCUGCCAGGCCUUUCUCAGCUGGGCUUCCAGACUGACCGAUGAAGUGGAAAGGCUCACAAGCACAUUUGUCCAGGAGUGCCUCGACCUAGUUCUGGAUGUUGAUGGAAAAGGGAAGGAGAGGCUCCGUGAGAUCUCUGUGACGGCCCAAGAAAGGAUCAGCAAUUGGGCAGCAGCAGCCAAGAGGAAGGCUGCCCAGCAUCGCGAGCGGCUCCUAGCCCAGCUGCAAGGCGCCUCAGAUGGGCUCUCUCGGGCUUUCCAGUGGGCCACCAAUACCGCUGCGAGGCUCAUCAGCCUCUCUGUACAAGGCUGCCAAGCUCUCCUCAAGUACGUGGCUGAGGCCCUGCACAGCCUGCAGGGGGUGACAGCCAGCAGCCUACACACCUACGUCCAGGCGCACCCAGGUCAGCUGCAGAUCAAGGUGCCCUAUCUUUUCCCCUAAUUCACCCAAGAGCCCAAACUAAGGGCAAUGCCCUUGGGGAAAACCAAGGGACACCCUCGAGACAGCUCAGAGCAGAAGGGAGACUUGGAGAGAGUCACUGAGCAGCCCCUCGCCAGCAGUCAACUCACUGGGCAGCUGAGGAAGCAAAUGGAGGCCCGAGUCCCCCAAGUUCUUGAAGCGGAUCCAAGGAUGGCCCCACUCACCCUGGGAGAGCCGGGAGCCUGUGGACCUCCCCUCAGGAGGAACUCUCUCCACCCAAGGGCAGAAAAUUUAAGGCUAUGGAAUUGGAACGGUUACAGGGGCUGGUGACCAGGGCGGCUGCACCUGUGGAACCAUGGCUUGGUCAGGGGGAGGGGGAAUGAAAAUGAUCAUCUGAAUUCUUUUACUAGACUUGGAAAAUACAAAUAAAUGCCUUGUUUAUUACA
Messenger RNA from Dromiciops gliroides (monito del monte), 14117 nucleotides. RefSeq names its product apolipoprotein B (gene APOB). Gene Ontology annotation, molecular function: low-density lipoprotein particle receptor binding; cholesterol transfer activity. Gene Ontology annotation, biological process: cholesterol homeostasis; lipoprotein transport; cholesterol transport. Lineage: Eukaryota; Metazoa; Chordata; Mammalia; Microbiotheria; Microbiotheriidae. Bases 115 to 13692 code for a protein of 4525 amino acids. The transcript is spliced from 29 exons. The record is from RefSeq and is a predicted model, not a curated record. Gene Ontology annotation, cellular component: low-density lipoprotein particle; very-low-density lipoprotein particle; mature chylomicron.